GCUGGAGGAGGCGGCUCUAAGGCUGCGAAGGUGCGAGCAGGAAAGGAGCCGGCUGUAAACACAGGUUCAUUUUGCAAUGGCUGAGGCGUUUGGGUAACACUGGCUGUCGGGCGUCUUGCUGCCGCUUUGAGGCUCGAAGAUGCUGUUGGAGCUCUUCCAGAGGGUGAGGAAGGUCCUGCUCACGCCAGCGCGGUUCCUCCCGGCGGGGAGCGGAGCGCUGCAGCUCCGGGCCCGCCCUCCGAGCUCCUCGGGGUGGUGCCGGCGGCGUCGGGAUGGCGGGCCGGGAGCGGGGAUGCUGCUGCCGCCGCUGCUGCCGCUCCUGCUGCCGCUCCUGCUGCUGCCGCCGGCGCUGGCCCAGGGACACCGACCGGCGGUGCUGCGGCUGGGGCUCCGGGACAGCCCCCGAGCGGAGGUGAGCCCGGCUUUCCUCUCCCUCACCCUGGAUGCCAGCCUCGCCCGGGACCCGCGCUAUGUCGCCUUGCUCAGCAAUUCCAAGCUGCGUGCCCUGGCAGCGGCCCUGUCCCCAGGUUUCCUGAGGUUUGGUGGCACUGAGACAGACUUUCUUAUCUUUGAUCCCAACAAGGAUUCAACCUCAGAAGAAAAAAUCCUCUGGGAAUUUCAGGCACAGCAAGAGGCUUGUGGCUCGAGGCCUGCAUUUGCUGCUGUUGAGAAGAUGCUGCUGGCCCAAUGGCCCAGCCAGGAGAAGCUGAUUCUUGCCGAACAGAACCGGAAAAAGCACAAAAACACCACCAUUACAAAAAAUACACUGGAUAUUCUCUACAGCUUUGCAAACUGCUCAGGGUUUCACCUGAUCUUUGGACUCAAUGCCUUGCUGCGGAAAGGUGGCUUGCAGUGGGACAGCUCAAAUGCCCAGGCACUGCUGGACUACUGUGCUUCCCAGAGGUACAACAUCUCCUGGGAACUUGGGAAUGAGCCCAACAGCUUCAGGAAGAAAUCUGGCAUCCACAUUGAUGGCUUCCAGCUGGGGCAAGAUUUCAUCCACUUACGCCAACUGCUGAAUAACUAUGCCCUCUAUCAGCAUGCCAAGCUCUACGGCCCUGACGUUGGGCAGCCCCGAAAGCACACACGGAGACUGCUCAGAAGCUUCCUGAAAUCGGGAGGGAAGGUGAUCGACUCUGUCACAUGGCACCAUUACUAUGUGAAUGGACAGAGUGCAACAAGGGGGGAUUUCUUGAGCCCUGAAGUGUUGGACUCCUUUGCCACAGCCAUAUAUGAAGUCCUGGAGAUUGUUGGUCAGACUGUGCCGGACAAGAAGGUGUGGCUGGGAGAGACGAGCUCUGCCUAUGGAGGAGGAGCUCCCAGAUUGUCUAACACCUAUGUUGCUGGUUUUAUGUGGUUGGACAAACUCGGGCUUUCAGCCAGGCAGGGGAUUGAUGUGGUCAUGAGACAGGUUUUCUUCGGGGCAGGGACCUAUCACCUAGUGGACGCCAACUUUGAGCCUUUGCCGGACUACUGGCUCUCACUGCUCUACAAGAAGCUGGUGGGUACCAAGGUGCUGCAGGUCAGCCUGGCCGGAGCCAACAAGACGAAGCUCCGUGUCUACCUCCACUGCACAAGCAGCCUCAACCCAAAGUACAGAGAAGGGGAUGUGACACUGUUUGCUUUAAACCUCUACAACGUCACCCAUCAUUUGGAGCUACCAGAUUACCUAUCGAGCAAGCAUGUGGAUCAGUACCUCUUACUUCCUCAUGGCAAAGAGAAUAUUCUUUCCAGGUCCAUUGAGCUGAACGGCCGCGUGCUGCGGAUGCUGGAUGAUGAAACACUGCCAGAGCUUGUGGAAAAGCCCCUUGGUCCUGGCAGACUGCUUGGCCUUCCACCCUUCUCCUACGGCUUUUAUGUUAUCAAAAAUGCCAAAGCUAUUGCUUGCAUUUAAGUGGUCAACACACACACUCAGGAUAAAUGUAAAGCAUUUGCCUAGUAGGAAAUUCUAAUCCUAGAAAUUCACAUUUCUGCCACGGGAUUUAAUUCUGGUAAAGGAAGCAAAUGUUGCAGCACUAGCACAGCUGUUAGCUGGGGAAGACUAAGGUCCCACUGGGUAACUGGUACAAGGAAGAUUCCAGGAGAAUUAUCCAGGUAGAAUAAGACCAGGCAGGUGCUGGUUUAUCUCUUGAUCUAGCCUGUCACUGUGCUUGAGCGUGGAACCCUUCUCCACACCACGCAGAGAGCUUCUCACACUACCUGGGGCUCUGCCUACCCAGGCACUGCAACCUCCCCUCUCCCUCUCCUUUUGGCAAGCACAGCUCCUAAAGCAGUUUCUCCAAAAGCUUGCCUUCAGGAAGGAUAAGCAGAGUUUUUAUUUGAGCUGUACAGCUGUGACCUCGCACUGUGUGGGGAAGCCUGAGAGAGGGCUGUGGUUGCUGAGGGUGUCUUGGGCUGGAAAUUCUGGACACACAAAGCAAACCAAGGUCAGGGUGCUUGCAGGGGCAAAGGCCUUGCAGAGAAACCAGUUCCUCUAUUAGAUUUGGGGAGACAACACACAUUUUUCUCAAGCUAGGAUUGUUCAGUCACAAGAUGAAGCUGUGGCUCUGUGCUUUCCAAAGGCAAGUUGUUGAUGCAGGAAAUGCAGGCUGCUCCUGUAGGGUGGUCAAACUCUGCCAUCACACACUUCUUCCCUGCACGAAAAGGAGAGGAGCCCAGCAGGCCCUGGCAAUAACCCUCUGUGCUCAGGAGGCUGCACAGUGAGUGCUCAUGACCCUUCAGCCUGCACCACUCUGCAGGCAGUUGAGCUGGAAAGGACUUUCCUGAACCUGUGCACAGGUAAAGCUCUCAAGCUCUCUCUGCUUUACACUCCCUGAUGCACCCAGGUCUCUCUUGUCUUGGGGAAAUGGGAUAGGAGAGACGCUGAGGAAACCACUCACCCCUCAACCACCAGAGUUGCUAUAGAGCAUCCUGGGGACAGAAGUGCCCAGUCAGGCUGACAUCCUUCUUACUGGAAAAACAGCAAUUUUGGACAGAAAUCAGUGUUGGUGGUGGCUUUUCUCCCCAGCUGAGCCUUCCCCAUGCACACCCUGUUGCAGUUGGCUGUGCCAGGAAUAGUUCCCUGUGGCACACAGGCUGCUGGUCCUUAGGGCAACAGAAAGCCUAGGACAGUAGCUGGGGCCUUCUGCAUAUAUUUAUUUGCAUCUACUUUUCUUGAAGGUAUGUAGCCCACACCACUCUCAAUGCCUUAUAUUUAUGAGCACAGCAGGGAAGAACUACCCCACACUACUGUACCUCCCUUUUUAAGCUUUAAAAAGAUGCUACUAGUUACAUGGGGUUUAAUGUAGGGCAGGAAACCUUUUUUAAUGAGAUGACUUUCAAAACUGAUGUACUUUCGUAGCUGUGAUGGAAACCUGCACACUGAAAAGGUUAUACUUGAGUUCAGUGUGUCAAAGGAGUGUGUGCAUCCAUGGAGCAGAUGCAUUUUGUGAAGGGUUAUGUAUCAGAGGAUAACAUAGAUCAGAAACAAGGAAGGGUGAGUUUGUUUACAUUGUCUAAGUUCAAUAACAGAAGGAAAGAGAGUGUAAGAUGGAAAGUCUUACAUACAGUCAACAUGAAGUUAAUAAUAUAUUAUUAUUAUUAUUGUAAAAAUGUAAGUUCCAACCAAAACAUCAAAGUUAUCAUUUGCCUGGUAGCUUCUUUUUAGGACUUUUCUAAAUAUUUUGUUUAUUCCAAUGCUUGUGAGUUUUGUA
This is a messenger RNA of Zonotrichia leucophrys gambelii, 3692 nucleotides long. RefSeq names its product heparanase (gene HPSE). The record is from RefSeq and is a predicted model, not a curated record. Bases 140 to 1894 code for a protein of 584 amino acids. Gene Ontology annotation, biological process: angiogenesis involved in wound healing; cell-matrix adhesion. Gene Ontology annotation, molecular function: hydrolase activity, acting on glycosyl bonds. The transcript is spliced from 12 exons. Gene Ontology annotation, cellular component: extracellular matrix; membrane. Lineage: Eukaryota; Metazoa; Chordata; Aves; Passeriformes; Passerellidae.